This is a messenger RNA of Cladophialophora immunda, 4536 nucleotides long. RefSeq lists its product as uncharacterized. Gene Ontology annotation, molecular function: ATP-dependent chromatin remodeler activity; ubiquitin protein ligase activity; ATP binding. Lineage: Eukaryota; Fungi; Ascomycota; Eurotiomycetes; Chaetothyriales; Herpotrichiellaceae. The transcript has a single exon. The record is from RefSeq and is a predicted model, not a curated record. Gene Ontology annotation, cellular component: nucleus. Gene Ontology annotation, biological process: DNA damage response; protein polyubiquitination. The coding region runs from base 75 to 4337 and encodes 1420 amino acids.
UGCAGCCUCUCUCCAUCUUCCACCCUCGUUUUGAUUUGGUCGUUUUUGCGUUUUCGUUCUUUGAGUACUUGACGAUGGAGGCGCUCGACGGGCCAGCCCCGAAAAGACGCAAGAUUGAAUCGAAUCUCGUCCGGCCCUCUAUCUGCCCCGCCGCGCCGUUUUCUGAGUACAUCGUAGUCGCCCAAGCGCGCCUGAGAGCCUCGAAGGCCGACCCUGACCUCUUCACUGAGACUACCGACGAUCCUUCUCUCGAGGUUACUGUGCUGGAGGUGACGAAGUCGCAGAGAUGCUAUGACAUCCGAUUCUCGGUCGGGCGAAGCAGGAGCAGCAAGCACAUCCUGACCGACAGUCUGUCACCCAGUGAUCUGCAGAUCCUACAAGAUGCUCAAAAGUUGGAUUCAGCGGUGAGAUACAAACACCCUGCAGCGCUGCCCCUCGCCUGUGCGUAUGCCGUGGUGCAGCGGACGGGUCACGAGGUCAGCAUACAACUCUGCAUUUUAUGGGAAAAUACCGCCAAAGUGCGAGAAAAGGUCGAUCCGAUUCUGCUUGAUAUGCUAGGACGCCAUCUCCCGCCCGUAGAACCCUUCGCGCCUUCAUUUGAAUCCUGGAACCCCCGUCAGUUUUAUGACAAUGUUCACGUUCCUGAGAAGUCGGAUGCGAACUCCGCGGACAUUCGGAUCCCACACCUCGACUCGCAAUUGUACCCCUUUCAGAGACGUGCUGUCCGGUGGCUACUCUCAAGAGAAGGUGUUGGUGUGCAAUCAAAUGGCGCUCUCGAGUCGCUGCCUAUGCCGCCCGAGAGCCGGCUUCCGAGGGGGUUUGAAAAGCUUGAAACAAUGUGUAAUGAAAUCUGCUUUGUCAAUCACGCGCUGGGCGUUGCAACAACAAGUCUAUCUGCGGUCGAGGAGCAUUGGGCAUCGGUCUCAGGUGGGAUACUGGCAGAUGAGAUGGGUUUGGGAAAGACACUGGAAAUCAUUGCUCUCAUCUGUCUGCAUCCCAGGACAGCCUGGACGCCCAAGAUUUCCGGGUUGAAACCCUGUCCGGCAACCCUGAUCAUCACGCCUCCAUCAAUUCUGGAGCAGUGGAAGGACGAACUUCAAGCACACGCUCCGACGCUAAGUGUUUUCCAUUAUCAGGGAGUAAGCAGCUACAAGAAAUCUGGAGAGAAGCUCAUCGAACAACUUCUCAGCCAGGACGUGGUACUGACGACGUACAAUGUCAUAGCAAAGGAAGUCCACUACGUGGCUGAGAAGCCAGAUCGAAACCUGCGCAACAAACGUGAGGAAGCGCCGAAAAGCCCGUUGACUCAGCUUUCAUGGUGGCGUGUCUGCCUGGACGAGGCUCAGAUGGUGGAAAGUGGUGUAUCUUCGGCAGCUACGGUGGCUCGCCUUAUCCCGCGUCACAACGCGUGGGCAGUCACGGGCACUCCUCUUCGGAAGGGGCAUCGAGACUUGUUCGGCCUCUUGCUCUUCCUCCGCUAUGAGCCGUGGUGUCGGUCACCUCGGUUGUGGGACUAUCUUAUUAGUUACCACCGCCCUUUGUUUCGAGCCAUGCUGGGAGAGAUUGCCAUGAGACAUUCGAAGGAAUUCGUCCGCGAAGACCUGCGACUGCCCCCACAAAGCCGACAUACAAUCACAAUCCCUUUCACCGCUAUCGAAGAACAGCAUUAUGCCCAGCUCUUUCAAGAAUUUUGCGAGGAGUGCGACCUCGAUCGGACGGGUGCUCCUUUGGGAGACGACUGGGAUCCAGACUCCCCUACGGUGGUAGAGAAGAUGCGGACUUGGCUUACUCGUCUACGGCAGACGUGCCUUCAUCCUGAAGUUGGCGGUCGGAAUAGGCGUGCUUUGGGUCGAAACACGAAUGGUCCCCUUCGGACGGUCGAGCAAGUGCUGGAUGUGAUGAUUGAUCAACAUGAAAGUCAACUCCGUACCGCACAGCGGAAUCGAUCGAUUGCACAGAUCAGGAGAGGGCAAUUAAAAGAGAAUGCGAAAGACACCGCUGAAGCUCUUCGGAUUUGGAAAGGGGUCUAUGACGAAUCUGUUGACAUUGUAAGGGAGUGUCGAAAACAAUAUGAAGAAGAGCGACAGUCAUCGGAUGCCAAGAAGGAGACGCAAGACGACGAAGAAUCGAAUCCACGGCUGACCACUUUGAGAGCCCGAUUGCGGUCUGCUUUGGAAGUGCAGCACAUCGCCAUUUUCUUCAUGGCCAAUGCGUACUUUCAACUCAAAUCCUCCCAUCCCCCGGAAAGCGAGGAAUAUCAGCAGCUGGAGAAACAGGAGACAGCGGCGUAUGAAGAGGCAAAGUCAAUCCGUGGAGAACUGUUGAGAGAAGCCACAGGCCACGUGAACAAGAUGAUUACCACAGUCAGAACCAAUCUGGCAAGCGGAGUGACGCAAAUACCCCUGAUGACGGAGCCCACGGGGUAUGGCGGGAUUGAAAGCAGGAAGAUCUUUGAGAAACUCCAUUACUACUGCAAGGCGAUGGAUGUUCAAGCCGCGCAAUUCCACGAGCUGCGGCAGAAGAUGGCGGACUUCUUGAGCCAAUCUCUUAUCGACGAGGACGAAGGCGUCGAACUUCAGGGUGAUGAGUACGAGAGUUCGACCAAGCAUCAAGAUGAGAUGUACGCAUACAUGGAGGCGCUCAGAGCUCUGUUUGCGGACCGUUCGGAAGCCAUCAACGGUCAAGAAAACCUGCUCAUUAAACAGGAGAUGAAGCAGUUCCUGCGGAUCGCCAAGGAAGGGGAAGGCCCGGCGCCUGAGUUGAUGCUCCAAUUGCUUGCUGAGCGUGAGGAAAAGCGGGUUAGGGUCAGUAAACUGGGUUGCCUGCGCGGGAUCAUGGCCGAAAUCAGACAGAUGGCGUCGUCGUUGCAGUGGCAAGAAGGAAACAACCAGACGCGUGCGAGUCAGGAACUGGCGAUCCUGGAGCGGAUCCUGAAACAUGUCCAACAACUGAACGCGGCACAGACGAAAGUCCUUAACAGUCUCGAGCAGGAGGUGAAUCACUUUCGCGAUACGAUGAACAGCCGGCUCGAAUAUUACCGCGCGCUUCAGAAGAUCUCUGAUACAGUCGCACCGUACCAGGAAGAGCACGUGGGAAAGCCUCUUUUUGAACCACACUACCAAGAGUUUGAGGAGGAGGAAGCCAGAUUGCAGCAGAAGAUUGCCUCUGGUUCUGCCAAGCUGCGGUAUCUGAUGCACAUGAAGACCGAGUCCAAGUCUGCAGGUCCUAGAAUCUGCGUCAUUUGCACCGACAACUUCGAGGUUGGCGCCAUGACCAAUUGUGGCCAUCUAACGUGCAAGAAAUGUUUGAUGCUGUGGGUUAAUCAACACCACAACUGUCCUGUGUGCAAGACUAGGCUGCUUCUGAACAGCUUCCACGACAUUACCUACAAACCCGCGGAGAUAGCUGUGCAAGCCGAAUCUCCAUCUAGCUUCACCUCGUCGUCGACACCUUCGAGUUCGGACCAUCAGCAUGACCAGUCGAUCUACUCCGAUAUCAGCACGACAAUGCUGAACCAGAUCAAGAACAUUGACAUUCGCGGUCCCAGCUUUGGCAGCAAGAUUGAUUUCCUGUGCCGCCAUCUUCUGUGGCUCCGCGAGCACGACCCGGGCUCAAAAUCCAUCAUCUUCUCGCAAUAUCGCGAAUUCAUCGACGUGCUCUCCCGGGCAUUUGCGGAGUACCAAAUUUCGUCGACCCGCAUUGACGCGAAGAACGGCAUUGAAAAAUUCAAAUCUGAUCCGGCCAUUGAAUGUUUUCUGCUUCAUGCAAAGGCGCACUCCGCGGGCUUGAAUCUGGUCGUUGCAAGCCAUGUCUUUCUCUGUGAACCACUAAUCAACACCGCCAUCGAGCUGCAAGCCAUUGCGCGAGUCCACCGUAUCGGACAGCAUCGGCCGACGACGGUGUGGAUGUAUCUCAUCGCCGACACGGUCGAGGAAUCCAUCUACGACAUCAGUGUGACACGGCGAUUGGCGCACAUGAAAAGCAACAACAGUAGCGGCGGCAGCGGACAAAUAAGUCGGAGCAAGAGCAGGACUGGCGCAUCUUCAGCCUCUCAGUCAGGCACAAACACACCCAACCCGAAUCACACCCUUCAAGAAAGUGCCAUCGACGCCGCGAACUCCAUGGAACUACAAGCCGCAGAUCUCAGUCGGCUACUUGCCUCGGGCAAGUCGGGCGGGGAAAUGGUCGACAAGGAAGAUCUGUGGUCGUGCCUGUUCGGAGGAGUCAGACGACGCGAUGUGGCACUGGACGCCCUGGCCGACAACCAGCCUGCAAACACGGAAGUGGGGAGGUUUUUGAGGGCAGAGGCCGCGGAAAGGAGGGCUGCGACAGGCUGAGGGUCCGAGGCGGAGAGAUGGGGAGGUUGGGGAUACGACUGGUCCGCGGCUUUGAAUACAGAUGCCCAAAGGCGAGGCAACGCAACGCAACGCAAACAGUUGGCGAAGCGUGGUUAUCACAACUACAAUGCCUCUCAAUGUAAGACAAGGGAAGGCAAGGCGUCUUCAUAGAACUGAGAUUCCUUUGACCUAGCAUUGC